UUUUUGAAGAUUUCAGGGAUAAGCCGAAUGUCGCCCAAGGAUAGGGAUAGCAUCGUACAAAGGUCGUAAAGCAACACCCUCGGAUGCGCACCUCCUAGUUACAUCAUUUCGGUUAACACCUGUGACCACUGCUGCUUUCCAGUGCUACUGACUACCUGUUACCCAGAUAGUCGCGCGUUGUGGAAAGGUCGCAACAACUGCUCCUGGAUGCUCCGCCAUUUUGCCUCACUUCCUAGAUUGGCCUCAGCUAGCUAUCACAGUCGAGCCACGGCUGCAAUUUUCCCACUCCUUAAGCUUCAACGUGGCCUUGCGACUUCGCCCGAAGACGUCCGCUGUAAAGCUUCUGCUGUUGCUGCCUCUGUAAGCAUGGCGGACGCAGAUACCGCCAUUGCUCCAGAUGUAUUCCACAUGGGCCCCGGCACGUUAAGGAUCUCCCGUACGGCCCUGCACGGCAAGCUGCGGGCCCGCGUGCUGGAGCGGCUGCGAGCGGUGUUGCCGGAGGAGCGGCGGGGGCUGGUGUAUCUGGAGGGCGGCAAGGAUGAGACGCUCUACAGCUCAGACACGGAACGACUCUUCAGGGCCGUACCCUGCUGUUCAUGCCCCGCCUGCCCGACUCCUACGCCGUGUGGAUGGGGCGGCUCAAGAGCCCCGAGGAGUACCGGAUCAAGUACGGAGUGGAUGCCGUACACUACCUGGACGAGAUGGUCGAGGUGAUCCGCGGCAUGGGGCCGCCCAGCUGCCUGCAUGUGCUGCGGGGCAGGAACACGGACAGCGACCUGCCCGUGGGUCCCCCCGCUCCCCCCCUGGAGGGAGUGCCGCUGGAAACCGACACGCUGUUUGAUGUGCUGACAGAGUGCCGAGUGACCAAGAUCCCGGAGGAGAUCGAGAUCAUCCGUUACGUCAACAAGAUUGGAUCCGAGGGCCACAUCGCCAUGAUGCGAGCCUGCCGACCGGGUGUCAUGGAGUACCAGCUGGAGUCUACAUUCCUACACCACUGCUACAGCCGCGGGGGGUGCCGCACCUACAGCUACAUCCCCAUUGCGGCCAGCGGGCCCAAUGGGGCCAUCCUGCAUUAUGGACACGCGGGGGCGCCGAAUGGUAGGAGGUUGGCGCGAUAUGUGGUGGUAGCAGUAGCAGUAAGUAAUUGCGGUUUGAUGGGUG
Molecule: messenger RNA, 1161 nt
Organism: Astrephomene gubernaculifera
Lineage: Eukaryota; Viridiplantae; Chlorophyta; Chlorophyceae; Chlamydomonadales; Astrephomenaceae
Source: the annotation of a GenBank genome assembly